AUGGGAGGCCUCUGGCUUCAGGUGCUGGGUCUGCUGUCCUUGCCAUGUGGGAUCCUCGGAGCGCCCUUGGCCUCCAGCUGCCCAGGAACCUGUGGUACCAGCUUGCCAGAAGGCCUCAUCUCUGACGAGACCCAGGCGUCUUGGGACAAGGACAUCCCUGCGAUUAACCAAGGGCUCAUCCCAGAGGAAACCCCAGAGAGCAGCUUCCUCGUCGAGGGGGACAUCAUCCGGCCGAGUCCUUUCAGACUGUUGUCAGCAACCAGCAACAAGUGGCCCAAGAGUAGUGGCGGCAUCAUAGAGAUCCCCUUCCUGCUCUCUAGCAAGUAUGAUGAGCCCAGCCGCAACGUCAUCCUGGAGGCGUUUGCUGAGUUUGAACGUUUCACAUGCGUCAGGUUUGUCGCCCACCAGGGCCAGAGAGACUUCAUUUCCAUCAUCCCCAUGUAUGGGUGCUUCUCUGGCGUGGGGCGCAGUGGAGGGAUGCAGAUGGUAUCCCUGGCACCCGCCUGUCUCCGGAGGGGCCGGGGUAUCGUCCUGCAUGAGCUCAUGCACGUGCUGGGCUUCUGGCACGAGCACGCACGGGCCGACCGGGACCGCUACAUCCGUGUCAACUGGAACGAGAUCCUCCCAGGCUUUGAAAUCAACUUCAUCAAGGCCCGGAGCAGCAACAUGCUGACGCCGUAUGACUACUCCUCCGUGAUGCACUACGGGAGGCUCGCCUUCAGCCGGCGCGGGCUGCCCACCAUCGUGCCGCUCUGGGACCCCAGCGCCCACAUAGGCCAGCGAUGGAACCUGAGUGCCUCGGACAUCACUCGGGUCCUCAGGCUCUACGGCUGCAGCCCGAGCGGCCCCGGCCUCCGUGGGACAGGGUCCCAAGCCCACAGCAACCGUAGGAGCCCUGCUCCUGCCCCCAGACCACCCCUGCAGCAGCUUCUGGAGGCGCUGUCGGUGGAAUCCGGGAGUGGCCAGCGUGUUCCUGCAGGGCCUGGACAGAGCCCACGUGGGUGGGAGUCCCCUGCCCGGAAGACGUUUAUUGUGGAGGCCUCAGCAAGGCUACCUCAGUCCCCAGCUUCCACCCCAAGGCCAAGGCCUGGAGCAGGCACUCCUGGUCUUGCUCUGGAGCAGUUGUGGUUGGAUCAAGUGCCCACGGAACCCCCAGCCUCAUCUUCAGAAACGGGAGACCAACCAGUGCCUAUCCAGGCUGCUCUGGGGAGCCCAGCUCUGCCAGGAGACUGUGCACAGGGAAGUCACUUCAGGGGGGUGCCUAGAGAUUAAGCCUGUGGCUUCUGUCCCCAAGUGGGGAAGGUACCUUCUGCCCAGAGGAGCUGGGUUGCCCAACCCUUGGCCCCUCUAGGCAGCCCCUGUCUUCCAGUCCCAACCUGGACACCCCUUCGCAGAGGGCCAGGCCUCCUCCUCUGCCCCUUUCCCACCAUGUUCCUCCAAGGGCUCCCAGGGUCCAUCAUUGGGGAAGGCAGGCCUGGCUCUGUCUGCUCUUGACUCUUGCCCCAGCCCUGGAGGAUGCUGGAAAUGGGAGGUGACACUCUCCAGGGACAAGGUCCUGGCGGGUGGGGGUAAGUUAGGAAGAAGCAGGUUCCAGCCCUGCAGGCCCCUGGAGCCCUCCUGUGGUUGAGGCCCAGCCCCCAGCAUGCACUAAUGGUGGUGUCCCCACCUCCCCAUGUGGCCUAGACCUUGGGAACAACCUCCUAUCCCUGGAGUCCAGGUGCUGGGGGUGUUGCUCUGCAGCCGUAGCCUCUAGCCUGCUCUCCAGGAGGCUUUAAGAAUCCAGCUCACUCCUCUGUAGCACAGGAAGAUACCCGGUUGGGGGUGCUGCCAGCAGGGAGUGGAGAAAGAAGUGGGGGCCUUAUCAGGACUACACUGUGGGACCCUCAGCAAGCACAUGAGGCCGAACCCCACUUCUCUUCCCUGGCUCCCGGCCUUCCCUGUGAGGUUCGUUCCAGGAAUGAAGACAAUCUUCAGCGAGUCAGUGGGUGUAGGCUAGAAGCCCCUCAGUCCCCAAGGGGCACUGUUCUUGUGGCCUGUCAGAAGGUCAGGGAGGCCCUGCUUAGGGUCAGGGUAGGCAGGAGCCUCAGGUGUUUGGGCGAUGUGGAAAUAAAGCUGGUGCCCACUGUGUGCACUGAGCCAUGAUGAUCA
Messenger RNA from Microcebus murinus (gray mouse lemur), 2148 nucleotides. It is a transcript of the gene ASTL, whose product is annotated as astacin like metalloendopeptidase. The record is from RefSeq and is a predicted model, not a curated record. Gene Ontology annotation, biological process: proteolysis. NCBI's taxonomy places the organism in Eukaryota, Metazoa, Chordata, Mammalia, Primates, Cheirogaleidae. Gene Ontology annotation, molecular function: zinc ion binding; metalloendopeptidase activity.